Ascoidea rubescens DSM 1968 is the source of this 4407-nucleotide messenger RNA. RefSeq lists its product as uncharacterized. The record is from RefSeq and is a predicted model, not a curated record. Lineage: Eukaryota; Fungi; Ascomycota; Saccharomycetes; Ascoideales; Ascoideaceae. The coding region runs from base 1 to 4407 and encodes 1468 amino acids. The transcript is spliced from 2 exons.
AUGUCCAAAGUCGCUAAGCGUUCUUCAACUUCAACAAAUUCAGAAAAGUCCUUGAAAAAUAAAAAAUCCUUUGCUUCAAAAUUUAUCGAUAAAAUAAGUCAGACCACACUAGACCACCAAAAUAGAAAACAACUAGCUAUCAAAAAGAGAGAAGAAAAAAAAGCUGAAAUAGAUGAAAGAAUUCGUCUAGAAAAUGAAAAAAGAUUGAUCAACGUAAAACAAAAAUUUCAGCAAAGAAAUUCCUCAAACCCAUCUCAAUCUCAAUCUCAACCCACCCCAACUUCUCAAUCCCAUUCUCACUCUCACCCAAAUCCUCAUCUUAAAAACUACUGCUCAAAUAAUGGUAAUAUAAGCAUCAACUCUUCAAUCAACUCCUCCUCACCUCCAACUCCAUCCAACCAACUCUCUUCUCCCAAUAAAAAUAUCAAUACCAAUACCAAUACCAAUAACGACUCCAAUUUCAACUCCUUUAAUAACCCAAAGAUUUCCAUGUCUGAUGACCCAUUGCAAAAUUCCUCUUUAAAGAUAUAUACUCAAAAUACAAACAUCAACGACUCCAUUAUCAACGACAAUUUCGACACUCAGAUGUCUUUCAAAAAUUCACCCAUCUCAUUUUCCAAUAACAACAUUUUAACCUCAAAUUCAACCUCGAAUUCAAACUCAAAUUCAAACUCAAAUCUAAAUCAUCUCUCUUUAUCAAACUCAAAUUCAAUAUCUGCUUCGAAAAAUACUUCCUCCUUGACAAAUUUGGCCUCCAUCUCUCACUCAGACUCAAUUUCAGCCUCAAAUAAUAAAAACAACAACAACAACGACAACAAAAAUUUUAAACUCAUAAUAAAAAAUAAAAAUAAGAAAAUAUUUUUAACAAAUAAAAACAAAAAACCACUCUACGUUGCCAAAAACUCAUACUUAUCUUCCUCAUCCUCCUCCUCUUGCUCCUCCUCCUCCUCCUCUCUCUCCUCCUUCAAUGACUCAUUUGUUAACCAAAAGAUAUCACCUCACAGCACAAGCAACGAUGACUUGGAUGAUGAUGAUGAUGAUGAUGAUGAUGAUGAUGAUGAUGAUGAUGAUGAUGAUGAUGACGAUGACUUGGAUGAUGAUGACAUAGAUGACAUAGACGAUGAUACUCGUAUUGACCAUAUCGAUGAUGAUAAUCAUAUCAACCAUACCGAUGUCAGUGAUACCAUCGAUAUCCACAACAAUUACAAUAAAAAAGAUGAUCACUAUCUUCACGAUCAAAACAAAAGUUUCCACAACACUCAAAAUAAUUACAAUGAAAAUGCCAUCAUCGAUGAUGACGAAGAUGACGAAAACGACGACGACGACGACAAUAACGAAAUUCACAACUCAAUCACUAAAAUUAACACCCAUCAUCUAAAUAUAAACAACAAUAGCUCUAACAAAAUUAACUCAAAUCAUCAUCCAAAUAGCAUCACUACCUCUACAAACAUCAAAGCUGAAAUCACUAAAAAUAACUUCAGAAACAAACAAAGAAAUCGCAACACUUUUGCUAACCAUGAUCCAAACUUCUCAAAUCAUAUCCAUAAACUCAAAUCCUCAGCUCAAAACAAAUCCCUUCCUUUCUCAAAAUUUGCUGUUUAUAACGUCGAAGAUGAUGAUGAUUCCUCUGGCUCGAUCUCUGAUACCGACAAAAACUAUAAAAAUAUAGACUCAAUUAGAACUAAAUUCAGAAGAGCAACAACUUCAACAAUUGUUAACCCAUCUUGUUUAAACAAUAACAAUAACAACAACAACAACAUUAAUAACAUAAAAAUUCAAACCCCAAUCACGAAUAACUCAGAUGAAAUCGUCUUAAACAUCAUGAAAAAAUUCAAAAAGGAUGCUACUAUUGGUGAUAAUAAACCAACAACUCAACAACAAUUCCAGCAAUUCCAACAAAAUAUACUAAACAGCACCUCCUCUUUACGCAAAAAAAGUUUUAGUAGCUUGAAUUCAGCUCCAGAUUUCCCUCCUUUCAACACUAAAAAACUAAACUCCAAUGCUACCGCAACCUAUAAUAAUUUUAGAAGACCUUCUACUGCUCUUUCCACAAAUACCGCAAAUAGAUCUUCCUAUGCCUAUGAAUCCGAUCAUGAUCUAAAACCCAUAACUAGCACAAACACCCAUAUCAGUGUUUCCACUGCUCAAACACACAUCGUUAAUACUAAUACCAACAUCUCAGCUCUAAAAAACGAAAAAGCUAGAGAUACUCAUAUCAUAAAUAACGAUAACAACAAUGACAAUAAAAAUAUUAUUAAUAAUAAUAACCUUAACAAAAACUAUUUUUCUUCUCAUCAUAGUAUUAACUCCAAUAACAAUAGUCUCAAUACCAUUACAAAAUCCGGAACUGCUCUCAAAAAAAGUUUCAGCAUAAGAAAAGCAAUGACAAACUCUCAUCAUAAUUCUUUAAAUCAACCACCAAAAUCAGAAAUUAUUAGCAACUAUAAUUCAUCUCCAAGCCCAAGAUGCCUUAUAGACAAUAAUAUCUAUGAACACACUGAAGAUAAUACCAAAUUAAAUCAAGUAAUUGACCAAACUAAAAAUAUCGCUGGCGAAACUUUUAAUAACCCUUUCAAAUUAACUACGCAAAAUACAAAUCCUGAAAAUGUGCACACAAAAAAUAAAAAUCAUAAUUCAGAUAAUAUCAGAGGAAAUUUUAACUCAAAUACAAAAGAUAUAACUCAAAAUUACAUUGCCGAUAAAAUUUUACCACACGAACACGAUUUGAAUAUAUUUAAUAAACCAUAUAAUUAUUUUUCCAAAUCUGUUUCUGAACUGUCAAAAAAAAGAAUUAACCUUCAAGAUUUGAACAGGGAGGUCAAUAGUUUUAAUAUUUUGUCUCAUAACGAUUACAAAAAUUAUGUUUCGGAUCAGAAAAAUGAAAUGCCAAAUAAUAAAUUAUUGCAACCAAAAUUUUUUCUUUAUAAGUUUAUUAAUUCCAAUAAUAGCAAAGUAAUUAUUCUUGAAAAGCCAACUAAUUUAAAAAUCGAAAAAAAAGGCUCCUCAAGGGAUUUGAAGAAAAAAGAAAAAAAACAACUGAAGAAUAAAAAUAAGAAAAAUUUAUUUUUACCUCAACCACCAAAAGUAUCAAAUAAAGCUAAUUCUUUAUCUUCUAGCAGAUUGAGUGCUGGAUUUUCUGUUUGUUCUGCUGAUUCAAAAUUAAGUAUUAGUUCAAACGAUCAAAUAGUAUUGAAACACUAUAAAAUCGAAGGAGAAUUUUUGACCUCAAAAGUAUUUAUUCCCAAAAAUAUUUGGUAUUUGAAUAAGAUUUCCAUAAAAGACGCUAAGAUUAAGAUCAAUAUUAUAAAUGAUUUAUCAAACUUAUUAAACACAUUUAUUAAGGAAAUUUCCAAGAAAAACCUUUCAGGGAUAUUCCAAACAAUUGACAACUCAUUAAUUUAUUAUCAAAAGCUAUUAUCAGCGUUUAAUGUUUACAACAAAGAUAUGGAAGAAGAAGCUUCAGAACUUUCUGGUAAUUAUGAAAAUGGUCUUAAAAGAACCUCAGACUCAUUUUCAGCAGUUAGUGUUACUGAAUUAAAUGCUGAUACAUACCGUCCUAUGAUGCAACUAGGAUUGACAACUCCCAUAAGUAAUUCAGCAAGAAAUUCAAGCUUUGGUGGAAAUAGUAAUCACAAUAAUAGCGGUACUAACAUUAGUAACUUGAAUGGAAAUCUUUAUUCAAUAAAUUCAAAUAAAUCAGACAAUAGUGAGAACUCGAGCAAUUACUCUAUGAACUCGCUAAAUAAACAAGCAAGUAAUGAUAGUUACAGAAGAAUAUCAAUAUUUCAUAAGAAGAUAAAAAAUAGACAUUCUCCUUUGACUGGUGCUGGUCCAAAUCAAUUUUCAAAUGGAAAUAUGGGCGUGAAUGAUCUCGACAGAAAUUCAAGUAUCUCAUCAAUCAAUGUUUCAGUUUCACGCAAUUCACAGUUGAUGCUGAUUGAAAACUUAGACAACAACAUGCUCGACAAACAUUAUAAUAAUGAAAAAAUCAAAUAUUUGGAUUCAUUGACUGGUUUAUACAAAGUCGUUUCUCAAAUUACUGACUAUACAAUAAAAUUACAAGUUAAAUUGGAUUUGGAUGAAACAUCAGAAUUCAGCAAUAGUGAAAUCGAAAAUGAAAAGGAAAAUUCAAGUGAUCAUCUUGAGGGCAAAAGCAAAAAUAAUGAGGGUGGCGCUGAUAAUGAGGAGUUUGUUGAUUCAAAAUCCCCAAAAACAUUUAAUGAGGAGGUUAAGAUUGUCGUAGAACCAAAACAGAUUUUUGAUAAGUGCCAUCUUGUUUUGAAGUUUUUAUCUAAAUCUGUCAUUAGGUUUAUUUUAAUUGAUGUUUUAAAUCUUGCAAAUGAUUAUAUGAAGUCCUGCUGUGAUAUCCUUCUGAUUAAUACCGGAAAUGAUUUUAUUCUUAAAUGA